UCUUCCUCUGGCAUUCUUUGGAAGGAAUAACUAUAUAAUUGCGAAGAAAGCUACAGGAGAUCUAUUUAAAGGACACGUAUAUUCAACUUUGAAACAUGACACCAAAAACCAGAACAAGGAAUUAUAUUUUAAAUUGACUUAACAAUGGGUUUCAUUUCUUAAAAGGUUAACAAUCUCUCUGCUGAUCCCUCAUCAUCAAUAGGAUAAGAGUCGGUUUUCUUAUCUUUAUCUGAAGCGUAGUUAAAUUGCAUGGAAUAUACUCCCAUGUGAGAGAAAGACGUGGCCACAGCCUUUUCUCGACGGGGAGGAGGAUUACAGGAAGGUCUCCGAGCAGCUUCUCAUCACAAACCAUCCAACCUCCGGGCACUCCAGUCUCUGCUGCGCGCUCCCAGGAUCAAAAAUGGACAAUAACACACACGGAAGAAUGAGCACUACGAUGGCUGAUUCCACCGAUACAAGAGUAAAUGACUUGAUUGACACUGUAUACAUUAAUCCUAAAUUAUCUAACGAGGCACAGUCUCUGACUUGCAUGUCCCCGGCCGUGCGUAAUUUUGGAAACUCCAGCUCGCUGUUCCACGGUCUAAAUUCGAGCGGCAACGGAGCAGUUUUCAAAGAUUGUACCAUACUCGAUGGAGCACUUGCGGGAAAACAUUUUUAUGACAGUAACAGUGACUAUCUGAAGUGUGACAGUGUGCCGUGGGACGUUCAGAGGACAAAUGUGGCCACAACCAAAAGUUUGCCAGCCGCAAGUUUAAGCCUAUCAACAUCAACAGGAGCGUGUAAAUUCAUCAAAGAUGAAAAAAAGCAUUCUGUGAUCAUAAACACCCCCAUUCGUAACUUCGACACAUCACCGGGGAUUCCUGAUUUGGACACCUGCUAUGACACCGAUAGAAAACAGCAGCUGAGGCUCACUGACGGAGUGUCCGCGAGCUUCUCCCCGGCUGCAGCGAUGCCGAGGCUGGAGGGAUCUCCAAACUUUCUGAUGGACCUGAACCAGCCAGAUCAGCUUCCAGCGCUCAUCCAGGUGAGGGCCGACUCCAGGUGUGCUGUGUCCGGGAAGACUGUUGGUAACUUUGAUGCCAAUACGCACGCAGUCCAACAGCCACUGACCAUGUACAAGACCGAAGUUCCCAGUUGGCAGACACAGCCGUCUCCACAGUACUGGUGCCAGUCCCUAGGGAUGAACGAUGACCAGUUCACACAAAACGGCUAUGAGGGGAUCCAGAACCAGGCCAUGAAUCGGAGAAACCCAUCACCCUAUUCCGCAUACCCCGGUAUGCCACCUCAGAGACAAUGUUUGAUCUGUGGGGAUGAGGCGUCUGGUUGUCACUAUGGAGUCUUAACCUGCGGGAGCUGUAAAGUCUUUUUUAAAAGAGCAGUUGAAGGCCAUCACAGCUAUCUCUGCGCUGGGCGAAACGACUGCAUUGUGGACAAAAUUCGGAGGAAAAAUUGCCCUGCGUGCCGCCUCCGGAAGUGCUAUCAAGCGGGAAUGAUGCUAGGAGGCAGGAAGCUGAAGCGUUUUGGGGCCUUGAAAGCCUUCAAUCUGGCCCCGUCCCUGAUGUUCCAGUCACACUUUGCCAUGUCCAAUGACAAUCAUGCCUUGACCUCCAUGUCAUGCAUACCAGGCAUCCGCGAGGUGCACCUCUCCCAACAGAUCCUCAAUAUCUUGGAAAACAUCGAACCAGAGAUCAUGUACUCCGGGUUUGACAGCACCCACACCGAGGGGCCCCACAUUCUGCUCAACAGUCUCAACGUGCUGUGUGAGAAACAGCUGGUGUGGAUCGUCAAGUGGUCCAAGUCCCUCCCAGGGUUUCGUAAUCUUCACAUCACGGAUCAGAUGACCCUCAUCCAGUACUCGUGGGUGAACCUGAUGGUGUUCUCUCUUGGGUGGCGUUCCUAUCAGAAUGUCACCAGUGAAUAUUUAUACUUUGCACCUGAUCUGGUUCUCAGUCAGGAGCAAAUGAGGAGAUCUCCGAUUUACGACCUGUGCCUGGCCAUACAGUUCAUCCCUCAGGAGUUUGCAAACCUUCAAGCUACCCGCGAGGAGUUUCUUUGCAUGAAAGCCAUAAUAUUACUCAACACAGUGCCUUUGGAGGGACUCAAAAGCCAGGCAGCGUUUGAAGACAUGAGACAAAACUACAUCCGGGAGCUGACUAAGGCUAUCCACCUGAAAGAGAAGGGCCUGUUGGCCAGCUCACAGAGAUUCUACCACCUCACCAAACUGAUGGACGCCAUGCAUGAUAUAGUGAAAAAGGUCAACCUGUUCUGUCUGAGCACCUUCAUCCAGGCGGACGCCAUGAAAGUGGAGUUUCCAGAGAUGAUGAAGGAGGUCAUCGCCUCCCAGCUUCCCAAGGUCCUGGCAGGCAUGGUGCGGCCCCUCACCUUCCACUCCAAGUGAUGAUGCCAGCACACGUCGCAAAUCUGUUUUCAUCCCAAUAUUACUGAAUUAUGUGUCAGUUAGUACUUGAGCCCUUUUACUUUAUAAGGGCGACAGAGUUCUUUCAACAUGUUUUUAAAUAUAUUGAAUAUAAUCUCUUUGAAAAAUAUGAAUUCAGAGAGAUGAAUGGUUUUGAGAACCAUUAGAGAUACUGAUAUGUUUGUAUUGAAGCUACAAAAGACAAAGAAAAUACUAAGUAAUUCAGUUUUCUCCCCACCAUUUUAUUCUUAUUAAAAAAAAAUGCAGUAAACAAAGACAAUAAUGAAUGAAAUUAUUUUAGAGUGACUCACUGCAACUACUUCAGGGAGGAGAAAUGGACAAGAUAACUACAAUAUUUGAUAAGAAAAAGAAAAAAACUAUGAUCUUGAGUGGGUUAAAAAUAACUAUGAAGACAUCUCUGCAAAGGUUUUGCCCUUAAUGUGUUCUUUUCAUACCGUUACUUAUUCAAAAACUCUUCAUUAAAGACAUUCAGACAUUAAUGGAAGAAGUAUGCUACAUUUGAAUUGAGUGCAGUAGGUACAUCAAUUCAUUUCACAAUGUCACAAUGAAAUACUUUUCUGAAUCAGCAUGAAAACAGCUGCUCAAUGUCUCCUUGGCACAUAGUCUUACUCUUAUUUGAAUGUAACAAACAAGUCAGUUCAAAUGUUUUGGAGCUCUAGUUAAAAGAAAAAAAGGAAAAAGAUGUAACUUCCCUGGUGGGGAUAAUAGAAAUGCAAACAUAUAUUUAUCUAGCUUUGGAUAGGAAUGAAAGUAAAUCAUACUAGGACAAACUCUAGUGUAGUUGUAGCUUUGUAAUUGAAAAAAAAAUCCCCCUAUAGUCGUUGCACAAAGAAACUAGUAGAGCUGACCCUCUAACAGUCAAUCCAUUCCCACUAUUCAUCUGUUGUACAUAUUGUAAUUAAGGUUUUCUGGCUGCAGUGAGAAGUUAACUGUGAACAAGACAUUACAGUAAACAAUAAACGCUGUUUAUUUGUAGACAUGCACCGUCAACAUCAGUAGAUGAUUGCAAGGAAACAAGCUUGCCAUUUAAAAAGAAGGACAUAUUUAGGAUAUGAAUAUCAUUUCCCCUGCAAAUUCAGCCUGUAAGGGAGUAUUAUUCCAGCAUGAACAUUCAAGGCCACCUCACAUUCCUAAAGUUGAAAAUGGAAAAGAACAUCCUGAUCUUGGGAAGCACGGGUUAUUAAAAAACCUUACGAUCACCACAGGGGUCUUACUUUGGGAUCAUUUUUCAGUUUGUAAUAACUAUAGAUGUUCUGUUGUUUCUUUUAUCUUCUUUUUUUCUUUUCAAAGUAUCACUGAAGUUUUGAUAAUGAUGGGAUUUGAAACUGACAGUUAUAGAACAUUAAAUAUUAAAUGGUAUCUUUAACAUAUUAUAAUCUGAUACAUGUGUAGUUUUCAUAACUGGUACACCAGUGUACCAGUAAGCAGUACCACAUUUAGGCAUUAAAGCUGAAAGCUCCACCUUCAUGACAUUAUAAAAAACACAUUUUUACAUACGGCAUAUAUAUUUGAUGUGAUAAUUUAUAGUAAGAAAACACAAAGUACAUAUUUUUGGUUAGCAGUUGCUAAAGAACUCAUGAGCAUUAAUGUACAGUACAGUACGGUGUGGCUAACAGAAAGUGCACUGCAGCAGUGAGCAGGUUCAGUGGAUGAACAAUGAUCACAGGCAAUAAACAUGACAGUUAAGGUGCAAACCCAUAAUGCUUUAUCUAUUAAAUUCUAAUAGAUUAGAUUAGUUUCAUUAUUUUCAAUCACAGUUUGUUUGAUUACAGCUAUCAGAAAUAUUUAAUAAACUACAGAUUUCCAUUAAAAGCUUGAUUAAAAGAAAGUGUUCUGUCGAUAUAAAUGACAGAGUAAAAUAUAAUGUAUUUCUGAGAAUAAAACUUGUGAUAUUGGA
Messenger RNA from Eleginops maclovinus (Patagonian blennie), 4334 nucleotides. RefSeq names its product progesterone receptor (gene pgr). Lineage: Eukaryota; Metazoa; Chordata; Actinopteri; Perciformes; Eleginopidae. The transcript is spliced from 8 exons. Gene Ontology annotation, biological process: nuclear receptor-mediated steroid hormone signaling pathway; regulation of transcription by RNA polymerase II. The record is from RefSeq and is a predicted model, not a curated record. The coding region runs from base 401 to 2398 and encodes 665 amino acids. Gene Ontology annotation, molecular function: nuclear receptor activity; zinc ion binding; estrogen response element binding. Gene Ontology annotation, cellular component: nucleus; chromatin.